CCAAAGCCCAAAGCUUCUUUCUUCCGCCGCAAGAAGCCCAGCCACCGCCACCUGUUCGCCCCCAUCGAUAUAUAACCGCCCCAUCUCGAUUCGAUUUGCCUCACGCACGCACAAACACCAACCGAACUCCACUGUCUCCGUCGCGGCUGAUCCACCUCGCACGCGCACGACGAGCCAUGGCUCCCAGGAAGUUCUUCGUCGGCGGCAACUGGAAAUGCAACGGCACCGGCGAGGACGUGAAGAAGAUCGUCACCGUGCUCAGCGAGGCCGAGGUGCCCUCGGAGGACGUCGUCGAGGUGGUGGUGAGCCCGCCGUUCGUCUUCCUGCCACAGGUCAAGGGGCUGCUGCGCCUGGACUUCGCCGUCGCCGCGCAGAACUGCUGGGUGCGCAAGGGCGGUGCCUUCACUGGGGAGAUCAGUGCGGAGAUGCUGGUGAACCUGCAGGUGCCAUGGGUCAUUUUGGGGCACUCUGAGCGCAGAGCUCUGUUGGGUGAAUCCAGUGAUUUCGUUGCCGAUAAAGUUGCAUACGCACUCUCCCAAGGUCUCAAGGUAAUUGCUUGCAUUGGCGAAACCCUGGAGCAGAGAGAAGCAGGAACGACCAUGGAUGUUGUUGCUGCGCAAACAAAGGCUAUUGCUGAGAAGAUAUCAGAUUGGACUAACGUUGUAUUGGCAUAUGAGCCAGUUUGGGCUAUUGGAACUGGCAAGGUUGCAACCCCUGCUCAGGCUCAGGAGGUUCAUGAUGGUCUGAGAAAGUGGCUCCACUCUAACGUUAGCCCUGCAGUUGCUGAAUCAACCAGGAUCAUUUAUGGAGGGUCUGUGAAUGGAGCUAACUGCAAGGAGCUUGCGGGUCAACCAGAUGUUGAUGGAUUCCUUGUUGGUGGAGCAUCACUGAAGCCCGAGUUCGUGGACAUCAUCAAGUCUGCGACUGUCAAGUCUUCAUCUGUAGCCUUCGUUAGCACCGGAAGGAAGGAGGACUCAGCGGCCGCCGCCCCCCGACUCCCCAAUCUCGAGAGGAAGGAGAGACCCCGGGCUUGGGCUCGUGCCGAGCGGAGGAGGCGAAGGACGAUGGGGAAGGGCGUCCUGGAGGUGCACCUCGUCGACGCCAAGGGCCUUUACGGCAACGAUUUCUUAGGGAAGCUGGACCCCUUCGUGAUCGUGCAGUACCGGAGCCAGGAGCGCAAGAGCAGCGUCGCCCGAGACCAGGGGAGGAACCCGCGCUGGAACGAGGUGUUCAAGUUCCAGAUCAACUCGGCCGCGUCCAACGCGCAGCACAAGCUCAUCCUCCGGAUCCUGGACCACGACCAUUUUUCCAGCGACGACUCGCUCGGGGAAGCGACGAUCGACGUGACGGGCAUCAUCAGCCUGGGCGCGGAGCGCGGCACGUACACCCAGAGCGCGGCGAAGCACAGCGUCGUCCUCGCCGACAACACGUUCCACGGCGAGAUCAAGGUCGGCUUCACCUUCACCGCCACCCAGGUUCAGGAAGAUGGAGAGGAAAUCGGAGGCUGGAGGUACAGCAGCUUUAAUCAGUAGGCGUGGUGACCUCUGAAGUUCUUUAGUUGGUUGGUUUGUAGUGAUUCGGGUUGGGUGUAGCUUUUGUUUAUACUUAGCCCCUACUCCUGGGUCCCCACUUCCUGAGUAGGGGGCUCUAAUUUUGUGUUCAACUUCAGCAGUAGCCCCACUUUCAUGUGCACUGUAUCGUAUCAUUGGACGUCUAUUCAAGUAAGCUUAUAGCCGACAAAUUUAGCCA
Messenger RNA from Setaria italica (foxtail millet), 1749 nucleotides. RefSeq names its product triosephosphate isomerase, cytosolic. The transcript is spliced from 14 exons. Lineage: Eukaryota; Viridiplantae; Streptophyta; Magnoliopsida; Poales; Poaceae. Gene Ontology annotation, molecular function: triose-phosphate isomerase activity. The coding region runs from base 177 to 1532 and encodes 451 amino acids. Gene Ontology annotation, biological process: gluconeogenesis; glycerol catabolic process; glycolytic process. Gene Ontology annotation, cellular component: cytosol. The record is from RefSeq and is a predicted model, not a curated record.